This is a messenger RNA of Vicia faba (fava bean), 573 nucleotides long. The record is from the annotation of a GenBank genome assembly. NCBI's taxonomy places the organism in Eukaryota, Viridiplantae, Streptophyta, Magnoliopsida, Fabales, Fabaceae.
AUGGAGAAGCAAAAAGAAAACUUUACGAAAGAGCUUGAUUUUGUUUGUGCUGGUGUGGUAUGCUAUACAUUUUUGCUACUGUAUUAUUUGAGUAUAAUACCAACUGCUUCUACCACCGGAGAUUCUAUAGAAAAUAAGUCGACUACACCUGAGAAAGUUGUUGUUGUUGCUACUAAUGUCAAUUGGAGAAAUUAUUUAAAAUAUCCAGAAGAAGCUAAACUAUCAGCAGAGGCAAAGGAUCUUAUUAGUAGACUUCUAUGUAAUGUGGAACAUAGGCUUAGAACCAGAGGGGCUGGCGUCAUUUGCAAUGUGAAGAUAGUUGUGCACAGUGUGUAUUUACCAUUUCCGCAUAUCAAUCAUGUUGCGGCUGUUAUAACUAUCUUAGGAGGUGAAGGACAAGGAGCAUCGGAAGGAGCGACUACUAUAUCAGAUGCUGCAGGUUUGGUGUCAGAUGAAACAUGUUCUGCUCUUGAUGGACGUGGAGGUUGUGUUGCUGGCUUCACUACUGCAGGUAUGUUUCCCAUGCCUCAGGUCGAGCCAAUGGUGGAGAUUGAAGAUCAUCAUGCCUGUUGA